Molecule: messenger RNA, 1846 nt
Organism: Ochlerotatus camptorhynchus
Lineage: Eukaryota; Metazoa; Arthropoda; Insecta; Diptera; Culicidae
Gene: PIG-A
Product: phosphatidylinositol glycan anchor biosynthesis class A
Exons: 5
Coding region: 99-1607 (502 amino acids)
Biological process (GO): GPI anchor biosynthetic process
Cellular component (GO): glycosylphosphatidylinositol-N-acetylglucosaminyltransferase (GPI-GnT) complex
Molecular function (GO): phosphatidylinositol N-acetylglucosaminyltransferase activity
Source: RefSeq, a predicted model, not a curated record
GGUUCCUUCAGUUUUUCCGGUGAUGUGAUUUAAUUUUCUCCUCUCAUAUUAGAGAAACAGUAUGAAUUAUUAGUGUUCUAACCUACGGACCACAAGCUAUGAGAAUAUGCAUCGCUUCGGAUUUUUUCUACCCGAACAUGGGCGGAGUGGAGGAACACAUCUUCAAUUUGUCCCAGUGCCUGCUGUCCCGCGGCCACAAGGUAAUCAUCGUAACGCAUUCCUACGGCGACCGGACGGGGAUCCGCUACAUGACCAACGGACUGAAGGUGUACUAUGUUCCGAUCAAGGUGUUUUACAAUCAGGUUAUUCUGCCGACGAUGAUCUGUAACAUUCCACUACUUCGGUACAUCCUGGUGCGGGAGCAGAUCGAAAUCGUUCAUGGACAUUCGGCCUUUAGUACGCUGGCCCACGAAGCCAUGAACGUUGGCCAGUUAAUCGGCUUGAGGUCCGUAUUCACCGAUCACAGUUUGUUCGGAUUCGCGGAUUUGUCGGCUGUGGUGACCAAUAAGUUCCUCGAGAUCUCACUAGCAAAUUGUAACCACUGCAUAUGUGUAUCACAUACGGGUAAAGAGAACACUGUGCUUCGAGCGAACGUCCAUCAGGCUAAAGUGUCGGUGAUUCCGAACGCAGUUGACACGGCACAUUUUACUCCGAAUCCGUGUCACCGUCCGUCGGAUCCUGAUAGAAUCAAUGUGGUAGUGGUUUCAAGAUUAGUUUACCGGAAAGGAGUUGACCUGCUGGCAGGAAUUUUACCAAAGCUCAAGAACUGCCCCAAUAUUCAUUUUAUCAUUGGAGGUGAUGGACCAAAGCGGGCACUGCUGGAGGAGAUUCGGGAGAAAAACAAUAUGCAGGAUCGUGUGACGAUGCUUGGGGGGCUGGAGCAUAGUCAAGUGAGGGAUGUCCUUACGCAGGGGCAUAUAUUUCUAAACACUUCGCUGACGGAAGCUUACUGUAUGGCGAUAGUGGAAGCGGCCUCCUGUGGACUUCAAGUGGUUUCGACACGGGUUGGAGGGAUUCCUGAAGUGCUACCGGAAAGUUUGAUUAUACUGACGGAACCUACGGUGGAAUCGGUCUACCGUGGAUUGAUGGUGGCUAUCCGAAGGGAGGCCGAAAAGAAACAGAUUGGAUGCAUGUAUUUGAACGGAAGCAUGGACGGGUCGGUGGGUGGAAGCAGAGAUUUGAGGAGAACUGGAGCGUUGUGUCCGUUCGAGAGGAACAACAUUGUGGCGAAUUUAUACAACUGGGACAACGUGACGGCGCGAACGGAGAAAGUCUAUCGUAAGGUGCUCCUGGAGAAGGAAUCAACUCUUGGGCAAAUGAUGGUUAACUGUCUCCGCAGCGGCGUCUGGCCAUUCCUACUAGUCAUCUCACUGUGCCAUCUGAUCCUACGCUUCCUGGAUUGGUUCGUCCCGCGCAAGUACAUCGAUCGCUGCCCGCUGGACAACCCGUUUUGGGAGGGUACCGUUGCCAGCCGUAGCCGGCAGUCGCUGAACGAUGUCCGGGUGCACGUGCAUCCCAUCCCCGGUGGCGAAAGUUUCGGUAAGUCUUCAUCUUCGUUCAAUCGGCACAAAAAGCGCCACAAUAAGCAAUCGUCGUCUCCCUCCUGACGACCGUUAUUCGGUAUGACUGGAACGAUGCCGGAGGAAGGAUAUUGAAUUUAUUUAUGACUAGAAGGGAAUUGUGACAAGAAAAUUUACAAACCGAGCUCAAUCACGGUGGGAAAUAAAACAAACAAACGUACAGUCUUUUCUGUGUAGUAUAACGACAAAUUUUAUAUUUUUGUAUAUAGAUAGCUUUUAAAAAUCUUUCCAAAAAUCUAUUAAAUACGGAUCAAUACAAACAAAAA